Molecule: messenger RNA, 4009 nt
Organism: Apis mellifera (honey bee)
Lineage: Eukaryota; Metazoa; Arthropoda; Insecta; Hymenoptera; Apidae
Gene: l(2)34Fd
Product: nucleolar protein 10
Exons: 20
Coding region: 122-3976 (1284 amino acids)
Biological process (GO): maturation of SSU-rRNA from tricistronic rRNA transcript (SSU-rRNA, 5.8S rRNA, LSU-rRNA)
Cellular component (GO): nucleolus; nucleus; 90S preribosome
Molecular function (GO): nucleic acid binding; protein binding
Source: RefSeq, a predicted model, not a curated record
AUACACAUUUUUGCUUUGUAAGAAACAUUAUACACGUGCUUUGCUUAUUUAAUUUUUAAUUAAUUUUAAAUAAUAUGAAUAAUAAAUUUGAUAGAUUUUAGUUAUUAAAUCUCUUUUCAAAAUGCAAGUAUCUUGUCCAAACAAUGUAAAAAUAUAUAACUUAAGUGCUGGGAAAUCUCUUCCAGAGUGGUUAUCUGAACGAAAAAGACGUGCUUUAUUAAAGAAAAAUAUUGAUAUACGACGUCGAAUUGAACUUAUUCAAGAUUUUGAUAUGCCUGGUGUUAGUACUUCUAUCAAAGUUACAAAUGAUGGACAAUAUAUUUUAGCAACAGGUAUAUAUAAACCACGUGUUAAAUGCUUUGAUGUAAAGAAUCUUUCUUUAAAGUUUGAAAGAUGUUUUGAUUCUGAAGCUAUUACUUUUGAAAUACUAUCAGAUGAUUAUAGUAAAUUAAUAUUUCUAUGUUGUGAUAGAAGCAUUCAAUUUCAUGUUGCUCAUGGAAAAUAUUAUAUACUUAGAGUACCUCGUUUUGGAAGAGAUAUGAAAUAUCAUUAUCCAUCUUGUGAUAUUUUUGUUGUGGGAGAUAGUAAUGAAAUUUACAGAAUAAAUCUUGAAAGAGGACAAUUUUUACAGUCUUUUUUAACAGAAGCAUCAUCAUUAAAUAAAUGUGAAAUAAAUCCUAUACAUCAUCUUCUUGUUAUUGGAACAGAAGAUGGAACAAUAGAAGCAUGGGAUCCUCGUGCUAGAAAUAAAGUUGGUACUUUGGAUUGUGCUUUGCAUUGCAUUAAUCAAGAUAAUAAAUUAGAAAAAAUUCCUGCAAUUACUAGUUUAAAAUUUCAAGGAGGUUUAACAUUUGGAGUGGGCACAUCAACUGGACAAGUAUUAUUAUAUGAUAUUCGUUCAAAUAAACCAUUUUUAAUAAAAGAUCAUAUGUAUGGUUUACCCAUUAAAAAUGUUGAAUUCCAUAAGAAAAUGGAUAUAGUUUAUUCUAUGGAUAGUUCCAUAGUAAAAAUAUGGGAAAAAAAUAGUGGUAAAUUAUAUACAUCUAUAGAAGCACAGCAUGAUUUUAAUGAUAUGUGUAUUAUACCAAACACAGGAAUGCUUUUAAUUGCCAAUGAACAUACAAAAAUUCAAACAUUCUAUAUUCCAACUCUUGGUCCAGCUCCCUCAUGGUGCGGUUUUUUGGAUAAUCUUACAGAAGAAUUAGAAGAAUUAAAUUAUGAAAUAAUCUAUGAUGAUUAUAAAUUUAUAACUGAGAAAGAUUUGGAUGAAUUAGGUCUUUCACAUUUAAAAGGCACCAAUCUUCUUAGAGCUUACAUGCAUGGUUACUUUAUAGAUAUGCGAUUAUAUAGAAAAGCAAGAGAUGUAAUGAAACCAUUUGAAUUUGAACAAUAUAAAAAGAAAAAAAUUCAACAAAAAAUAGAAGAAACUUGCAGUAAUAGAGUACAGAUUCAAAAAAUACCAAGUGUAAAUAAAGAACUUGCAUUAAAAUUAAUGGAUAAUGAAACAAAUGAGAGAAAAAAAAGAAAAAGUUCUUCUAAUCUUCUAACAGAUGAACGUUUCAAAGAAUUGUUUACUAAUCCAGAUUUUCAAGUAGACAAAACUUCAGAAGAAUACUUAUUAUUAAAUCCUGUCAUUUCACAACUCAGUAAGAGUAAAGCAAAGAAAUUAAAAGCCAAAGAAGCUGAAAAGGAAAUAAAAGAAAGAAUAGAAAUUGAAGAUGCAGAAAACGAACACUAUGAUAAUAGUUCAGAUGAAAGUUUUAUCCAUGAUGAUAGUAGUUCAGAAGAUGAAAAAUUAUGGGUUAAAGAAGUGAAAAAUCAGUACCGAUUGAUAAAGAAGAAUGAAAAACGAAUACAAGAAAAUAAUGAUGAACACAUUGAGAAUGAACCUCAACUUUAUGAAAUUAAAGAAAAUGUAGAAUUCAAAGAUGCAAAGCCUGUAGUAAAAAAGCAAAACAAGACUACUUUAGGAGAAAGACUAAAGAAUUAUGAAACUGAUGAUAUUAAAAUUUCUGCUUCUCGUGGAAACAAAGAAAUAACUUUUAUUAGUGGAAAGGCAAGUUCACAUAAUGAAUCAAAGAAUGGAAAAGAUCCUCCUCAACAAAAUCAUGAAGAAACAAUGCAAGAAUCUAUACCAUCUGGAUUAUCAGAUUUACAAAUGCAAAGUACAGAAGUUGGUGAAAUCACAGAAAUGCCAAAUUUUGAAAUAUUAAACACAUCUGCAGUACUUCAUUAUUGUAAACAUAAAAUAUUAAAACCAUAUUUGACAUUAUUAGGAAUAAUGGGUUUAAAACCAAUGAAUAGUGAUGAUUCACAACGAUGCUCUUGUUAUUGUAUUUUUGCAAAUCUUCAUACUUUACAGGUCACAAUAUUUAUGUGCAUUGGAUAUAUUUUACAAUAUAUGGCAUGUUUUAGGAGAGAUAGAGGCUUUUGUUACAAAACAAUGCCUUUGAAAUUUCAAAUGACAUCCAUCAAUAAGCAACAUUCAGAAAAAGUUAUUUGCUAUGGAAAUGUUAUAUUUAGUUAUCUAGUUCCCAGUAUUUUACAUUUAAUUGCAUAUUUAUACACUAUAUAUCUAUUUCGAAUUAAAGAAAAUGAACAAUUACAAAAUUUAAUGGAAAGAGCAUUUCUUUUAUCAUCUAAUCCUGCAAAUCGUGGAAAUCAGAGAAAACUUGUAUGGAUAUUGUGGUUAUUUAUAGCAUUGAGUCUUGUAUGGAUAAUUAUGGCAUUAAUUACAGUAAAUGUGUUAAUGGCCCAAGAAAAUAUCAUAUUUCAAUGGUUAGAAUUCAGUCCAAAUCAAGUAAAAAUAAUAUUGAAGAUACUUUUAAUUGUCUGUACAUUAUGGCAUGAUAUGGUUCAAGGAACAAUUAUUACUAGCUAUUGUUUGCAAGGGCAACUUUUACUAGCACAUUUAUAUUUCCUUCGUGGAAAAUUACUUUAUCAUACUUUAUCUCCUAUUGAUUGGAUGAGGGAAAUUAGUGAAUUUAAAAAAUUAUUGAAAUAUUUCAAUGAUGAAUUAGGAUUAGCAGUAUGUAUUUAUACAAUUGUAAAUUUAUCAUGGGCAGCCACUAGUAUUGUUUGGUUGCUUCAAUAUGAUAAUAGCGAUAUACAAAAUAAUCAUGUCACUUGGAUUGGUAUAAUAAAUGUAAUUCUUUGGAUUUUAAUAUCAAUAGCUCCCUUUAUUCAGGCAGCUCGUUUAACUGCUGCUUGUUCUAUGAUUCAAAAUAUCGGACACGAAGUACGAAUUAGACCAUUCGUAUAUCAAAGCACUCCGGGUGAAGACCUUGAUACUAUACUUUUGUACACAUCGUCAUUGAAAAUGUGCGCCAAACUCUUCAGAGUACCAAUUACGGAGCAAAAAGAAGAAUAUCAGAAGCAUCAAAAAGCAGAAGCUGAAAGAUUAAAAAUUUUCCGAGAAAAGGUAGAAGAGAAAAUUAAUAAAUUUCUUCAAGAUGACAAUGCAAAGGAAUACAAAUUUCCACCAAUGGAUCAAAUUUAUAGGAGUAUAAUACAUGAUGUUGCUGAAAUAGCAAAUAUAUGGGCAUAUUCAUUUGGUGAAGAAGGCAUUGAUCGUCAUAUUGUGAUUUUUAAAAGGGAACAUGCUCCAUCUGAAGAUCAGUUAAAUGCACUUCGCAGAGGAGAAGAAUGGAACGAAGAAAUAGCAAAAAGAUUAAUAGAAGAGAGAGAAAGGCGAGCCAAAGAAGAGGAAGAAGCUGCUACUAAACCUAGAAAACGAAAAGAUAAUUUUGUACCAAAUAGUUAUUAUAAAGAUAAAUAUCAACAUUUAAUUGGAAAAGAAGCUGCUCUAGAAGCAGCUAGAAAAACAGAAGCUAAUAGUAGUUAUGGUUAUGUUCCUAGUGAAAAUAAGAAAGAUCAAAGAAGUAUAGAACAAACAUUAGCAGAUAUACGAGCUAAGAAAAGAAAAUUGGAAAUGAAUAUCAAGGAGUCAAAUCAUCAAGAUGAAAGUACAAAAUAAAAUAAAUAAUUAAAUCCAAAAUUAUGUAAAAUA